CGCCGAUCAACCCGACCAACGCUCUGGCUGUUCCUGCUCUGUUGCCCUGCACUGCCCUGCCCUGUCCGGCCAUCGACAGUCCUUCUUCCCUCCCUCCUCUGCCUGUGAUGGAUCCACUGCAGAAGCUCAAGCGCACGCUGCCAUCCACUGGGGUGACGUCCUCGCCGCAUUACGACCCCAAGAAACUCGAAGCCGGGCUGUUGAUGUGGGUGCUGCAGUUCCACUCUCCUCAUCCGCCGGCAUCGAACCACACCAACGGCUCGAUGCGACGGCAGUGUGCACCGCUGCUACUGCAUCGUGUCCCUCUGGGUCGGCUCAGCCCUGUAGUGCUCGACUCUUGGCUCGCCCCGCUGGCGAGUCGUUUGCGCUCGGCCAAACUUGGGGGUUCCUGCACACUUUUCACCCACUUGCUCGCCGCUGAUGUUUACGCCUCCCCCCUCCCGCCUGCAUACCGCCCGCUGUGCUCAUUCCGGCCGCUUCCCGGGACCAGCCAACUGAUCAAAGAUAAAAAGCAGCUGCAGGAUGUCGCUGCUAUCCAAAAGGAAGAAAUUAAUCGGCUACAGAGCCAGGAGCUCAAGCUGCGAGCCGAGCUCCUCAUCAACAAAGACGAGAACAGCUAUCUCAAAGACGAAAACGUCAAGCUGCGGCAACUCGUCAAGGCCCUGACGGAGCGACUGACGGAGCGGAUGGCCGAGCUUUCCAGCACGCUUGUCUCAAGGGCAACGCCGACGACGCUCGAGUCGCUCGGCGCGAUCGAAGUGAGCGCCGAUGUCCCCACGACAGAAGCACCGUCACUGGAUCAUCCGCAGCUCCUGCUUCCCAUCCCCGGGGUGCCAGAGGAGCUUGCUUCCGAAGACGGAGGCGUUGACCGCAAGCCGCCCCUCGAUGAUACCGACAGCGCCUAACAGCAGUCCUGGGCUGCUGUGCGGCCCGUGAGCUUGACGGUGGAGGUCUCAUGGUUCGCUGUGAG
Messenger RNA from Polychytrium aggregatum, 970 nucleotides. RefSeq lists its product as uncharacterized. The transcript has a single exon. The record is from RefSeq and is a predicted model, not a curated record. NCBI's taxonomy places the organism in Eukaryota, Fungi, Chytridiomycota, Chytridiomycetes, Polychytriales. Bases 108 to 905 code for a protein of 265 amino acids.